AUGAGGGUACUUUCGGCUUGUUUUGUUGAAGAAUGGCGUGGCAGAAUCAUCAACGUUCACCCGUCACUUCUACCGUCGUUCAGAGGACAACAUGCCGUUCGAGAUGCAAUUAACUUCGGAGCGAAAAUCACAGGAUGUACAUGUCAUUUCGUAGAUGUGAGUUGCUUACAAUCAUUCACCUCUUGCUAA
Cooperia oncophora is the source of this 189-nucleotide messenger RNA. NCBI's taxonomy places the organism in Eukaryota, Metazoa, Nematoda, Chromadorea, Rhabditida, Trichostrongylidae. The record is from the annotation of a GenBank genome assembly.